AUGACACCCAGAGAAAAAAAGCAGCAAGAUCCCUCCACAGAUCCGUCUUCCGCCGCAGCAAGGAUACGGAACAAUCAGAGGCGGUCAAGAGCACGCCACCGCGAAUUCGUCGACGAGCUAAAAGCCAAAGUUCGCGAGUAUGAGCGCCAAGGGGUUCAAGCCACGCUGGACAUGCGCCAAGCAGCGCGCAAAGUCGCGCUUGAAAAUUCGCGAUUAAGGUCCCUCCUCGCCUCCCGUGGGGUCACGGACGAGGAGAUCAGUCACUACCUAGCGCAAUUUGAGGACCGCGCGUCAGUGGGCUUGCCAACUGCAGCCCCGACACCGCAAACAGACGCGUCACCCCGGCUGCCCGUCGGGUCGGACUCGGGCCUGUUGUCGUCUGACCGCAACGUGCCCGAUGUUGAACCGGCUUCUGGGCUCAACACGCUUGCCGUUGCCGCGGAUACCAGUGCCCGGCAAACAUGUUGCGGGCCUACCACGCAGUGUACUCCCGACGAAGGGCGGGGCGUUCAGAGUGCUGCAGCAGAGGUUCCUCCGCAGGGCCAUCCAGCCUCGCCGUCACCCAGUCCAAAUAAACCCAACACGACAACCACUUCACACCUGGAAAUGUCGUGUACCGCUGCUGCCCACAUCAUGGCCAACAUGUACAGGCAUGGGAACAGCGAGCUUGCGAGGGAGGCCCUGGGAUGCUCUGGGCCCGAGGAAUGUUAUGUCAAGAAUACCCUGGUUUUUCAACUCCUCGAUAGAGCCGAGAGAGAUGAACAAUAG
This is a messenger RNA of Chaetomium globosum CBS 148.51, 768 nucleotides long. RefSeq lists its product as uncharacterized. The record is from RefSeq and is a predicted model, not a curated record. The coding region runs from base 1 to 768 and encodes 255 amino acids. Lineage: Eukaryota; Fungi; Ascomycota; Sordariomycetes; Sordariales; Chaetomiaceae. The transcript has 2 exons.